AUGGGUAGCAAGCACAUAUGGGUAUGCUCUAUUUGCCACUGGACAAGUCCCCGAGGUCAAGGACUAUGGGAACCUGCUCUACCCGGAUUCGCUCCACCUCCACCGGCAGGCUACUACCCUCCCAAUCAACAAUGGGGCCCACCACCCAAUCAAUGGCAACAAGGUCCUCAGUAUCCGCCCCAGGGCUACCACCCUCCCAAGUAG
Messenger RNA from Coprinopsis cinerea okayama7#130, 204 nucleotides. RefSeq lists its product as hypothetical. NCBI's taxonomy places the organism in Eukaryota, Fungi, Basidiomycota, Agaricomycetes, Agaricales, Psathyrellaceae. The transcript has 2 exons. The record is from RefSeq and is a predicted model, not a curated record. Bases 1 to 204 code for a protein of 67 amino acids.